AUGGAAGGCAGAUGGUGUCCGAAUACCGGCCAGCUUCGUAAUGGAACUUUAAGUGCAGUGUUAUCUGAUGAACGUGGAUGUCGACCAAAUGAAAUAGAAGAAAGAUGGCGUAUCUACUCAAGUAGCCGAUGGCCAUCCAAUAGACGAAAAACUCGAUUUGUCACUUGCUUUAAUAAACGCCGAACAUAUCUCCAUCCACAAGCGCCCCACCCCGCCUUACUUUGUUUUUUCUUUUGCUGUUAUCACCCUUUUCUCUUAGCAGUUAUCACCCUUGCACUUAUACUUUUCUCAUCUAUCUAUCUAUCUAUCUAUCUAUCUAUCUAUCUAUCUAUCUAUCUAUCUAUCUAUCUAUCUAUCUAUCUAUGCCAGUCUCUUCAUUAUCUAUCUAUCUAUCUAUCUAUCUAUCUAUCUAUCUAUCUAUCUAUCUAUGCUAGUCUCUUCAUUAUCUAUCUAUCUAUCUAUCUAUCUAUCUAUCUAUCUAUCUAUCUAUCUAUCUAUCUAUCUAUCUAUCCCUGUCUCUUCAUUAUUAUUAGAUAA
Messenger RNA from Acanthosepion pharaonis, 537 nucleotides. NCBI's taxonomy places the organism in Eukaryota, Metazoa, Mollusca, Cephalopoda, Sepiida, Sepiidae. The record is from the annotation of a GenBank genome assembly.